Messenger RNA from Thlaspi arvense, 923 nucleotides. NCBI's taxonomy places the organism in Eukaryota, Viridiplantae, Streptophyta, Magnoliopsida, Brassicales, Brassicaceae. The record is from the annotation of a GenBank genome assembly.
AUUUUGUUGAAAGAAAUAUUUGGUUUCGAUUUUAAAAAGAUAACCAGUUUACAAAUAAGAUUUGGUUUGGUAUUGGUUUGACUAGUUCGGUUUGGUUUUGUCUUUUCUGAUAGAGGAACUGAACUUUAGCUUCCACCGAGAAAGAUUCCUUCUCUCCGACGACAAACCAGGCCUGCGACCUUGAGACAGAGCGAGAGAGAAAAUGGGUUUCUUCUCUUUUCUUGGAAGAGUUCUCUUCGCUUCUCUGUUCAUCCUCUCCGCUUGGCAAAUGUUCAAUGACUUUGGAGCUGACGGUGGUCCAGCAGCUAAAGAGUUGGCUCCAAAGCUUGACCUGACCAAAGCACAUCUCUCUUCCAGAUUAGGAGUAGCAUUGCCCGACAUAGAGGUGAAACAAGUCGUAUGGGCAAUUGUUGCUCUGAAAGGACUCGGGGGCUUACUCUUCGUCAUUGGCAACAUCUUUGGUGCCUAUCUUCUGGCUUUCUACUUGAUGGUCGUUAGUCCCAUUUUGUAUGAUUUCUACAACUAUGGACCCAAGGACCGCCAAUUCUCUCUUCUAUUGACUGAAUUCUUACAGAGCGUUGCACUUCUUGGGGCAUUGCUAUUUUUUAUCGGAAUGAAGAACUCCACGACCACCUCCAAGAGGAUUCAAAAGAAGAGGACUCCCAAGCCUAAAGCUGCGUAGAGCUCUUCGGUUCUAUUCCACACACAAGUGUCAGGCUUUUGAACAGCUUCUGUUAUCUUCAAGCAUUACCUUCAUUUUUCUUCCUUACAACUUUUGGUUCUUUAUCUAUUAUUGUAGGAUUCUAGACUUACCCACAUUUUGUAUCUCAUAUUAUUCCUUUCGAAUUAACUUUGAGAGCUAUGAGUUUUCUUUUGUUUGGAUCAUACCAUUCUUUCCAGUGAUUUUAAGAUUGGGUCGAGAA